Messenger RNA from Castor canadensis (American beaver), 3089 nucleotides. It is a transcript of the gene Clk1, whose product is annotated as CDC like kinase 1. Gene Ontology annotation, biological process: regulation of RNA splicing; peptidyl-tyrosine phosphorylation. Gene Ontology annotation, molecular function: protein tyrosine kinase activity; ATP binding; protein serine/threonine kinase activity. The record is from RefSeq and is a predicted model, not a curated record. Gene Ontology annotation, cellular component: nucleus. Lineage: Eukaryota; Metazoa; Chordata; Mammalia; Rodentia; Castoridae.
GUUUUUCGCGAGUCGCGCCGCUGGGCUGUCAGCUCCAUUUUGCUGUGGUGCCCUUGCCGUGAGUUGUGCGCUUCGGAAGGCCGCGUCCAGGUUUCGUCUCCCUGGGGUUGGAGUCUUAGCAGGACGAUGAGGCACUCAAAGAGAACCUACUGCCCGGACUGGGAUGAAAAAGACUGGGAUCGUGGAAAAUGGAGAAGCAGCAGCAGUCAUAAAAGAAAGAAGCGAUCGCACAGCAGUGCUCGGGAGCACAAGCGCUGCAGAUACAAUCCCUCUAAGACAUCGGAUAGCUAUUACUUGGAAAGCAGAUCUAUCAUUGAGAAAGACUAUCAUAGUCGGCGCUACAUUGAUGAGUACCGAAAUGACUACAGUCAAGGGUAUGAACCAGGACAUGGCCAUGGAGACCAUGAAAGCAGAUAUCAGAACCAUAGUAGCAAGUCCUCUGGCAGAAGUGGAGGAAGUAGUUAUAAAAGAAAACACAGAACUUCACAUCAUCGCUCACAUGGGAAGAGUCACCGAAGGAAAAGAACCAGGAGUGUAGAGGAUGAUGAGGAGGGUCACCUGAUCUGUCAGAGUGGAGACGUACUAAGUGCAAGAUAUGAAAUUGUUGAUACUUUAGGUGAAGGAGCUUUUGGGAAAGUCGUGGAAUGCAUCGAUCUUAAAGCGGGAGGUAGACAUGUAGCAGUAAAAAUAGUUAAAAAUGUGGAUAGAUACUGUGAAGCUGCUCGCUCAGAAAUUCAAGUUCUGGAACAUUUAAAUACAACAGAUCCCCACAGUACUUUCCGCUGUGUCCAGAUGUUGGAGUGGUUUGAGCAUCAUGGUCACAUUUGCAUUGUUUUUGAACUACUGGGACUUAGCACUUACGACUUCAUUAAGGAAAAUGGUUUUCUUCCAUUUCGACUGGAUCACAUCAGGAAGAUGGCAUAUCAGAUAUGCAGAUCUGUGAAUUUUUUGCACAGUAAUAAAUUGACUCAUACAGACUUAAAGCCUGAAAACAUCUUGUUUGUACAGUCUGACUACACAGAGGCAUAUAAUCCCAAAAUGAAACGAGAUGAACGUACCCUGAUAAAUCCAGAUAUUAAAGUUGUAGACUUUGGAAGUGCAACAUAUGACGACGAACAUCACAGUACAUUGGUAUCUACAAGACAUUACAGAGCACCUGAAGUUAUUUUAGCCCUAGGGUGGUCCCAACCAUGUGAUGUGUGGAGUAUAGGCUGUAUUCUUAUUGAGUACUAUCUUGGAUUUACAGUAUUUCCAACACAUGAUAGUAAGGAGCACUUAGCAAUGAUGGAAAGGAUUCUUGGACCUCUACCAAAACAUAUGAUACAGAAAACCAGGAAACGUAAAUAUUUUCAUCAUGACCAGUUAGAUUGGGAUGAACACAGUUCUGCUGGCAGAUAUGUUUCACGGCGCUGUAAGCCUCUGAAGGAAUUUAUGCUUUCUCAGGAUGCUGAACAUGAGCUUCUCUUUGACCUCAUUCAAAAGAUGUUGGAAUAUGAUCCAGUCAGAAGAAUUACUCUCAAAGAAGCCUUAAAGCAUCCUUUUUUUCAGCCACUAAAAAAAGCUACAUAGAUGUAUGAUUAUAUAGUUCUCUUAAAGAGAUCUUACAGACUGUAUCAGUCUAAUUUUUAAAUACUAAGUUAUUUUGUAUAGCUUUGUAAAUUAAAUUUUGUAUUGCCAUGUUUGUUUUGUUUGGAUGAUUUGAUACGUUAGUACAUAGCUCAGUAAAGUAACAAAUGUCUUUCAGUAAUUAUAAAAUGAUUUACUCAGAAUAAACCUUUUGUGCUUAUGAAAUUUAUAUGAAUCUGUACAAUUUGGUUUUGGCACUGUUUUUCUUCCAUUUCAGUGGAUUGUGAAAAUUUGCACUUAGGCCUUCCUUCUCUAAGAUAAUGAAACCAAAUUAAAGGUCACAAAGAAAUAGAAGUUAGCCAAGAAAGUUUUGUUCUCUAUUCCUGUUAAAAGUAUAGUAUGGCUAUUUGGGGGUCUGCCUGAGUGGGAUUCUACCAAUGACUUCAGAUCCUCUGUUCCUUCAUGGUUAAUAACUUGCAGAAUCCUUUGCAGCCAAGUUUCUGAAUAAUCAAGGUACCUAUAAUGAGGCAAUUUUUUUGUUUUAUUUGUGCUUGAUAAUUGUGGCACCCCAAACCUUAGUCAUUUUUUUUGGCUUUGGUGUGUACUUAAAAAAAGUGGGGGUGUAGGAGGGUACUGGGGAUUGAACUCAGGGCCUUAGGCUUGCUAGGCAGAUGUUCUGCCACUGAGCUGCUCUGUCAGCCACUUUCUGUAUUUGGUAUUUUUCAAGAUAGGGUCUCACUAGGAGCCAUAGUGCCUAGCCUUUAUUAUAGGUAUAUUUACAACAUUGUUUCCGUGCUUGACUCUUACCUUAUAAAACUAAGGAUUAUAUUAGCUAUUUCAAAGUCAUACAUGUUAUUAAAAGAGAAAAAUGGAACACAGCCUAAUAUCUACAUGAGCUAUUUCUUCUGGGACAAGGGCAUACAUAUCCUAUUUGGUACUCUGUUAUUUCGAUCCCAUGCAAUAAUUUAGGUUGUAAGGUGGUUUUUUAGGAAGUGAGGUAUGGUGUUGGAAUUAGAACCCACGGCCCCACAUACACUAAGCACUCUGUAACCCAGCUCCAGUAGUUAAUUACAUUGGAGCCAUGUACACCUAUUAAUACCAGCAUUCAGGAGGCUGAGGCAAGAUGGGAAGUUAAGAGGUCAGCCUGCUACACAUAGCAAGACCCUGUCUCAAAUUCUGGGCUGCAGAUAUAAUUCAGUGGUAAAGUAUCUGCCUAGCAUGUGCAAGACCCUAGGUUCAAUCCCCAGCACUGGAAAAAUUUUCAAUGUACAGAUUUCCCUGAAAUCUUUUAGGCCCUAAGUUAAGAUGUGCAACCUGUAAAAUGACAACCCUAACUGCCAUAAAUUGUAUGCUAUAUUCAUAAUUCUAAAUACCACAUUAAAUUUUGCCAAAAAAGGUUGGAUAAUACCUGUGUUACAAUUCCUAGGGCUAGCCUAUGAUCUAGGUUAUAUGUCUGGCUUGAAUCCCAGCUACUGGGGAGGUAAAAAUUGCAGUUUGAGGCCAGUGCAGGUGAAAAGCAAGAG